Molecule: messenger RNA, 1728 nt
Organism: Lycium barbarum (goji berry)
Lineage: Eukaryota; Viridiplantae; Streptophyta; Magnoliopsida; Solanales; Solanaceae
Exons: 2
Coding region: 877-1518 (213 amino acids)
Molecular function (GO): nucleic acid binding
Source: RefSeq, a predicted model, not a curated record
UGUCCAGAUUUCCUUUCACUUUAAUACUCCAUCUUUAACCUUUUUUUUUCUUAAGAAAACUCUUUUUUGUUUCAUUACUAAUGUUUAUCAACCAUUCAUAUGAGUAUCACAAAUUAAACAAAUUAAAGACCCAAUUGAAGGAAAAGUCUUGUUGACCCAAUUAUAUCAAAAUUUUCAUGUGGAUUUCUCAAUAACCCAGAGUUAGUAGGAAACGAAUUGAAAUCGAUAAUAAUCUGGUCAAGGCAGUGCCUCUUGGUCGUCGAACAAAUAUCCGAUCUCUGGCUUGUGCCAUGCAUAUGUCAGCAUCAACUAUGUUUCGGCGUUACAAAGAAGGAGCUAUAAGGGCACACACCAAUGCCAUAAAGGCUCAUUUGACAGAGAACAACAAAAAGGCAAGGAUUCAAUUCUGUUUAUCUAUGAUUGUAUCAAGUACACUUCGUUCGAAUCCUAUGUUUGUAGACAUGUAUAACUAUGUCCAUAUUGAUGAAAAAUGGUUCUUUCUAACCAAAAAAAGUGAAAGGUAUUAUCUUCUCCCUGAAGAAGAAGAAGAAGCAAACCCUUAUAGGUCUAGCCAAAGUAAGAAUUUUAUAACGAAAAUUAUGUUUAUGGCUGCUGUAGCACGCCCUCGGUAUGACGAAGAUGGAAUAGAGUUGUUUUCAGGGAAAAUCAGGGGCGGAGCCAGGAUUCCGACGAAGGGUGUUCAUAUUUUAGGACAGGGGAUGUGUGAGCGAUAGUUUGCACAUCCUUAGCCGCUAGACUAUCCUUCGUUUCUAUGUCAAGGUUGUUCAUUACUAGUAUAUAUCCACAAAAUUCUAUAUUUAACAUAGGCAUUCGAUAAUUUUUUUCGACGAAGGGUGUUCAUAUGAACACCCUUCAAUGGGUGUGGCUCCGCCACUGGGGAAAAUAGGAAUCUUUCCUUUUGUUUUCCAGGAACCAGCUAAAGGGAAUAGCAAAAACCGAGUGGCGGGAACUUUGGAAACAAAGCCUAUUUUAUCUGUCACUAAAGAUGUCACUAGGAGUUGUUUAAUUGAAAAGGUUCUUCCAGCGAUUCGAUCAAAAUGGCCGCUUCCACAUGCAAAUGCUCCUAUUUUUUUCCAACAAGAUAACGCAAGACCUCAUCUUAGCGUCGACGACUUAGAAUUUAAUGAAGCUGCCAAACAAGAUGGUUUUAAUAUUAGGUUAUGCUUUCAACCUCCUAAUAGUCUGGAUAUGAAUGUUUUGGACCUCAGAUUCUUCAGAGCGAUUCAAUCCCUUCAGUAUCAAAGGGCUCCUUUAACUAUUGAUGAGUUAAUAGAAGCAGUUGAGAAAUCUUUUGAUGAGAUGGAAGUUCAUCGACUGAAUCAUGUGUUUCUCACUCUACAGUCUUGCAUGGUCGAGGUGAUGAAAGAUAAAGGUGGGAACAACUACAAAAUCCCACAUAUGAACAAGGAAAGAUUAGAACGAGAAGGAAAUCUUCCUAUUCAAGUUUGUUGUGACGUUGGCGUAGUUAAUGAAGCUGUAGCUCUACUUCAGAUGUGAUACAGAUGUCAAGGCUAUUUUGCAACUUUAUUGUAAAGGUUCUCUGUUUUGUGAACUUAACAAUCACAUAGUUUUUGCAUAACCUCUCUUUUUGCUUAGACUUGUGUAUUUAAAAAAGUUAUGAAGAUCAAGUCUGUAGUUUCUAUGGAAUCCUCUCUUGUAAAGACUAUGAAUAUAUAAGUUGGGAUCUAUAAUCCCAAAUGGUUCUGA